Messenger RNA from Myiozetetes cayanensis, 1210 nucleotides. It is a transcript of the gene PEX19, whose product is annotated as peroxisomal biogenesis factor 19. Bases 90 to 944 code for a protein of 284 amino acids. Gene Ontology annotation, cellular component: peroxisome; peroxisomal membrane. Lineage: Eukaryota; Metazoa; Chordata; Aves; Passeriformes; Tyrannidae. The record is from RefSeq and is a predicted model, not a curated record. Gene Ontology annotation, biological process: protein import into peroxisome membrane. The transcript is spliced from 8 exons.
CGGGGUCGGUAGAGGGGGCGUGGCUGGGUUGGGGGCGUGGCCUCCCGGGCGGUGCCGCCCCCUGGCGGCGGAGGGCGGAGCGCGCCAAGAUGGCGGCGGAGCCGGAGCCGGGCCCGGGGCCGGACCCGGAGCUGGAGGAGCUGUUGGACAGUGCCCUGGAUGACUUCGAGAGGAGCCGCCCUGCGCCGCCCCCUCCUCCCUCCUCCUCCUCCUCCCUCCCCUCUCCCUCCGCCGCCGACUCCGCCAAGGACUCGCUGUUCUCGUCCCAGGAGCGGUUCUUCCAGGAGCUGUUCGAGGGGGAAUUGGCGUCCCAGGCGGCUGCCGAGUUUGAGGAGGCCAUGCGGGAGCUGGCCCGGCAGGAGCCGCAGCUCGUGGAGCAGUUCCAGAAGCUCUCGGAGGCGGCUGGGAAAGUGGGCCCCGACACUGCCUCGCAGCAGGAAUUCACGUCCUGCCUGAAGGAGACGCUGAGCGGGCUGGCCAAGAACGCCACCGACCUCCAGAACUCGCCGGGCUCGGAGGAGGAGCUGGCCAAGGCGCUGGAGGGGCUGGGGCUGGAGGAGGGGGCCGGGGACGGCGUCCUGCCCGUCAUGCGCAGCCUGAUGCAGUCCCUGCUGUCCAAGGACGUGCUCUACCCCUCCCUCAAGGAGAUCACCGACAAGUACCCCGAGUGGCUGCGGCAGCACGGGGGGUCGCUGCCGGAGGAGCAGCUGCGCCGGUUCCAGGCGCAGCAUUCCCUGAUGUCCCGGCUGUGCGCGGAGCUGGAGCGGGAGCAGCCGGGGGAGCCCGAGGGGCAGCGCCGGCAGCGCUUCGAGACCCUGCUGGACCUGAUGCAGCAGCUGCAGGACCUGGGACACCCCCCCAAGGAGCUGGCAGGGGACACGCCCCCCGGAUUCAACCUGGAGCUGCCAGGGGGGGCGAGUGGGGAGCAGUGCCGGGUCAUGUAGGGGGGUCCCGACCCCCCAGGACCCCCAGGGACUUCCCCCAGGGCCCCCCCGGGGCCCCCCUGCCUCGACCCCCGCCAGUGACGUCGCUGAGGAGGAGGAGGAGGACGAAGAGGCACCGCUGGAGCUGCUGCUGUGCCCCCCGCCCCCCGAUUUGGGGGGGGUUGUGGGGGGUUUUUUGGGGAGAGGGACACAGGGACCCCCCCAUUUUGGGGUGUAUCCCCUCAACCCCCCCCAUGGUGUCCCCAAUAAAGGUGUUGGUGACUCGA